AUAUAUCUGUUUUAAUAAAAAUGUCGAUUUGAACGAAAUUUAAUGCAUUUUUUUUCAAAUGGGAUUUUAAACAAAAUAAUUAAAUAGGUGCUACUUAAUGAUCCAUAUUUACAUAAGUAGAAGGACAUAGAAUCGUAAAUAUUGAUACUGUUAUAAAAACUCAUGUAUAACUAAAAAGAGUCGAAAACUUUUUAUGUAAACGAAGAAAAGUAACCUUAAUUUAAAGUUAUAGUAUCUAUUUUCCCGCGUUUUUAGCUUUUAUUAGAGACCAACGGUCCACAAAGUAGCAACAAGUGGAAAUUGUCCUUUUGUCUUUGAUUUAUUUUUUAUAAUAUUUUGGUAUAUAAAAUGCCGUCUCCGGCACCUUCUGAAGACGGUUCGAGGACUCCAAGACGUUCGGGAAGAAAUGUUGAAGGUUCCCGGACGCCAAGAAGGGAAAUUGCUCAAACACCAUCACGUAGAGGGAAUGCGACACCAAGAAGAGAAGAGCCGUCCCCAGCAAAAAGUACGACCUCGUCAAACAGAUCUCCAAGAAAGGGUCGGAACACUCCAGCUAAAAGCGUUUCCACCGUAGAUACCCCUAUGCGAUUUGGAGUUCCUAGAAAUGAUAUUGAUGGCCAAGCUGAAAUCCCUUCAUCACCAGCUCAUAGUAUUGCUCCCACAAGUCCUGGUACAGGUUUAGCAAUGAGCGAAAUUGAUUUGAGCUCUCCACUUAAUUAUGGUACACCUAGUUCUUUGGGUUCAAUUAGAACGCCUAGAUCUGGUAUUAGAGGAACCCCUAUUCGUAUGAGGCCAGAUAUUAGAUCCGAUAAAAGAAUUAGACAAGUUAAUGUCGGAGGCGAGGCAGCAUUAGAAGCCAUUCCGGAAAGUCAAGAAACAGAUUCAACAACACCACAUUUAGUUAUUUGGGGCACUAACGUAUCAGUUUCUGAAUGCAAGGGAAAAUUUAAACAAUUCUUACUACGUUUCAUAGAUCCUAAUGCUGAUGAAGAUGAAAUGACUAAUGAUAUGAACCUCAACGAACCACUUUACAUACAAAAACUAGAAGAAAUUCACACUUUAGAUGAACCGUUUUUGAAUGUGAAUUGCGCUCAUAUCGAAACAUUCGAUGCUAAUUUGUACAAGCAGUUAGUUUGUUAUCCUCAAGAAGUGAUACCGACUUUUGAUAUGUGCGUCAACGAGAUGUUUUAUGAAAAAUAUCCUGCAGCCGUCCUAGAGCACCAGAUCCAAGUUAGACCAUUCAACGCCGAGCGAACUAAGAAUAUGAGAUCAUUAAAUCCUGAAGAUAUUGAUCAGUUAAUAACAAUAAGUGGUAUGGUGAUCCGUACUUCCAAUAUAAUGCCUGAAAUGAGAGAAGCGUUCUUCAAAUGUAUUGUUUGUCAGUUUUGUACCACGGUUGAGAUCGACAGGGGUCGUAUUAACGAACCAACUUUAUGUACCAGCUGUAAUACCAAUCAUACAUUCACUCUUGUUCAUAAUAGAUCACAGUUUACCGAUAAACAGAUGAUUAAAUUACAAGAAUCACCUGAUGAUAUGCCUGCCGGUCAGACUCCUCAUACUGUCGUUCUGUUUGCUCAUAACGAUCUAGUAGAUUCUGUACAACCAGGAGAUCGAGUUACUGUGACUGGAAUUUAUAGGGCGCAACCUUUACAAGCUAAUCCGAGACAGAGGAACAUUCUUUCAGUUUAUAAAACUCAUAUUGAUGUAUUACAUUUCCGUAAAAUUGAUCAUAGAAGAUUGUAUGAAGAAGAAAACGGGAAAGAUCAUCGUUUUCCUCCUGAAAGGGUUGAACUUUUGAACAUUUUAUCACAAAAACCAGAUAUUUAUGAUAGACUCGCAAGAGCAAUAGCUCCUUCAAUAUACGAAAAUCAAGAUGUUAAAAAAGGGAUCCUGUUACAGUUGUUUGGAGGUACUAAGAAGUCAUUCGUAACAUCUGGCAGAUCAAAUUUCAGGGCUGAAAUAAAUAUUUUGUUGUGUGGUGAUCCAGGUACAUCAAAAUCUCAACUUCUUCAAUACGUUUACAAUUUGCUUCCAAGAAGUCAAUAUACUUCCGGAAAAGGUUCAUCAGCCGUUGGUCUAACUGCUUAUGUUACAAAGGAUACUGAAACCAGGCAGUUGGUAUUACAAACAGGAGCUCUAGUUCUGGCUGACAAUGGUAUUUGUUGUAUAGAUGAAUUUGAUAAAAUGAAUGAAUCAGCUCGUAGUGUCUUACACGAGGUAAUGGAACAGCAAACGCUCAGUAUUGCAAAAGCUGGGAUAAUUUGUCAGCUAAAUGCGCGUACUUCAGUAUUGGCAGGCGCGAAUCCAAGUGAAUCUCAGUGGAAUAAAAACAAAACUAUAAUAGAAAAUGUACAACUACCUCAUACGCUAUUGUCAAGGUUUGAUUUGAUAUUUUUAAUCCUGGACCCUCAAAAUGAAAUAUUCGACAGGAGAUUAGCAAAUCAUCUAGUUUCUCUUUAUUACAAAACGAGAGAUCAAGAAGAAGACGAAAUUUUGGACAUGUCUAUUUUGAGAGAUUACAUUUCUUACGCUAAAGAACACAUACAUCCAAAACUGAGUGACGAAGCAUCACAAAAAUUGAUACAGUCCUAUGUUGAUAUGCGUAAAAUAGGUUCCGGAAGAGGUCAAAUAUCUGCGUAUCCAAGACAAUUGGAAUCGUUGAUACGUCUGUCUGAAGCUCACGCUAAAGUUAGAUUCUCUCAAACCGUAGAAGUGGAAGAUGUCGAAGAAGCUUACAGAUUACACCGAGAAGCUUUGAAACAGUCAGCUACGGAUCCUUUGUCUGGUAAAAUUGACGUAUCUAUCCUAACAACCGGUCUAAGUAGCGCAGCCAGAAAACGAAGGUUAGAACUAGCUCAAGCAGUGAAGAAGCUGAUUGAAGAUAAGAGUCAAGCACCGACUAUCAGUUACCCCAAAUUGUUUACCGAAUUGAAAGAAAAUUCCGCCAUAAUGAUCACGAGAGAACAAUUUGAAGACGCCCUUAAGGAUCUCCAGGAUGACGGUAUGAUAGUUGUGAUGGGAAAAUCGAUGAUAAGAAUAGUCAGAAACAGGGAUUAAUCACAAUUAGACUAAAAUUUUGCGUUUCAAUAAAUAUUUUUUAUAAA
Messenger RNA from Diorhabda carinulata, 3104 nucleotides. RefSeq names its product DNA replication licensing factor MCM4 (gene dpa). Gene Ontology annotation, cellular component: MCM complex; nucleus. The record is from RefSeq and is a predicted model, not a curated record. Gene Ontology annotation, biological process: DNA replication; mitotic DNA replication initiation; DNA strand elongation involved in DNA replication. NCBI's taxonomy places the organism in Eukaryota, Metazoa, Arthropoda, Insecta, Coleoptera, Chrysomelidae. Gene Ontology annotation, molecular function: single-stranded DNA binding; ATP binding; single-stranded DNA helicase activity. Bases 349 to 3057 code for a protein of 902 amino acids. The transcript has 12 exons.